Penaeus vannamei (Pacific white shrimp) is the source of this 4270-nucleotide messenger RNA. The record is from RefSeq and is a predicted model, not a curated record. Lineage: Eukaryota; Metazoa; Arthropoda; Malacostraca; Decapoda; Penaeidae.
AAUUAUUGGUCAACAGUGGGGCACGCACUGAUAUUGUGAAUAGGGAGAAGAAGACCCCACGUAUGCUUGCCAAGAGUGGAACCGUUAUCACAAUACUAGAAGAGUGCACACAGACUAGCAGUCGUAAAUCAUCAGGUUUUGACCACCAGGAAUACGGUGCGAAUGACUCCGAGGAUUCUGACAGCUGAAGAGCAAUUUGACUCCCCUGGAAGCCACUCCCACCUGAUUGAGGCCUAGAAUAGCAUUACACAGUUUCCUUCCCUGUACAACUUUUGUAUAAAGCUCAUGUCUCCUUUCCGAUGUUUAAACAGUAGAGAACUUAAGGUUCUUUCAUCAAAAUCAGAAGUUCAGAUCACCAUUCAUCUUGAGAGAAGGAGAACAUGAACUUGACGUGCUGGAUUGCAAUUUUGUUUACGAUCUAAGACUUUAUGCCUUCAGCAUAUGAUCAGCAUUACUUGACAUUGUAAGGAAUACUGGAUCAGCAUCAUAUAUAUAUAUAUCAGUUAAGGCAAGCAAAAUACUGAUCACCAAAGCCAAACUUAACAGCUACAUCAGCAUACAUUUUAGUUGCCUCUACUGCGGUUGCAUAUAAUGUUGUUCCUAUGCUCAUCAUGACUUAUCUUCAGCAUAAAAGCAGACUUUGGAAAAUGUAUACAUAAUUUUGAACAUUACUUCCUCAGCUCUGAUUUAUCACUACAAUAUCUGUUGUCAAACAAAUGCAAAAGUGAGUAGAAAAAGACCCGCCAUCUGACUCCACAUAGAACAAACUUCCUAGCAAUAUCUAGAUUUGUUGCUGUAUUUUUAAACACCAUGGAGAAGAAUGACAGUAAAUUUUAGAAAAAAAGUCCAGAAAAUAUAUUUAAAAAUAUACAGAAAAUUUUUUCAAGUAUAGAUGAUUUUAAAAGGCAACUUGAGUAGAAAUCCUUCUGUACAUCUGCAACAGUGAUGGUGGUGCAAACCCAGGAUAUUCUUCGAUUUUGAUAAAGUUGGCAGUUUUGGAGAGAGCAUUAGUCUUUUUCCAAUGGAAAAUACAACAUUCCAAAGUCAACAUUUUUGAAAUACACAUACUCACACACAUAUAUAUGCACACAUGCACUUACACAUGCACAAACACAUUCACAUACAUGCACUUGUUAUGGCACUCAUGCACUUUCAUAUAGAAACUUGUACAUGCACUUGCACAUGCACACAUUGCACGUGCAGGCACACACACACACACAUACAUUGCACACACGCACACGCACACACAGACACAGACACAUGCACACGCACAGACACACGCACAUGCACAGACACACGCACACACACACACACAAACACACACACAUAUACAAACACACACACAUGAAUAUGUUAUCCAGUGAAAACAGGAAGACCUUAUGAUAUAGACUUGUAUGUAAUAGAAUGGAUAAGAAAAGGUGAACGUGAUGAGCAUAGUUCCAUUUUACGCUUUAGACUUAUGUUUAGAUCUUUCGUGUUUUCCUGUUCCUUCAAAAGGCUCAUGGCGACGUAAAGAAGCGUUUAGUAAAAAGGGUUGGGGAGGGCUAUCCAGGUGUUGUGCUGUUGUGGCAUGAUUGUUAUAAAUAGAAGGUAAAGUCCGGGCGGUCAGUGGAUAAGGAGUCCCAGGGUGGGAGGACAGGACUUCCCUAUACACAUCAUUUUGAGUAAUUAUCUUGGUUUUAAAUCAAGGAAGGUUGCGAAAAUUGGAUAUAUCGUUAUCAUUUAUCCUGUAACUUGUACAACACAUGAGGUAUCCUUGAGCCUAGGGUAAAGCUUUCUAACACACUAGGAUUUAUUUGAGUUGGGGAUCUUUAAAUUCACGAGUCUUCAGUGAGGUUGUCUCUUUUUCUAAAUUGAAUUGCACUUGCAAAAUACAGGCAGUUUGAACUUUACUGGUUAACAGAGUACUUCCUGCUUAGGUGUAAUGUGGUGUUUGUUACUUAAAAAAAAGUUUUAUUUGUAGGAUUAUAUGUAAAACAUAUAUAUUUGAGAAUAUGAUAUAUUGUUGAAAGCAAGUCAUUUGUAUAUUUAAAUAAUCAUAUAUGAAAAUUGAAUAUAUUUAAGAAAUUAAUUGAAAGUUUGAAAACAGAAGGGAAAGAUGUCUAUUUUUUUCCUUUCAAAUAUAGUGAGCUGUGUGUAUUGCAACAUCUAUUCUCUAAAACCUAAAAGAAAGAUGUUGGAUAGGACAUUCAAACAUUUGUAUCUCCUUUUGCUUUAUGUAUUUUUAGCAUUGUUUGAUAUAAUCAAAUUAAUUUGUGUAAAGAGGGAUCUUAGAAGGCACAAUGUAGGCCUCAUGCCUUUGUUUAUCAUAUGUGGCAUAGGUUUGUGUCUAUCAGUGGUGCCACAGCCUGAGGCAGGUCAGCAGUGGCACAUGCCAAAGAAAAAAUCCUUUCCAGUGUGUGUGUGUUUAAGCAUGUGUGUGAAUGGAGAGGAUUAGCCAAGAACUAUGCCAUUUUCCUAUACAUCUUGAACUCUAGCUCAAGAUGCAUAGGAAAGUAUAGUUAUUCAAGGUCUGUGUACACCAAUUACAAUACUGUUCACUCUAUUAUCUGGUUGGGUUUGCAGAGCGGUAACUGGGCACUCUUUUACCACUCACCACCAGUGACCUUUGUUGUUGAUGCAGCAGAUGAUUUUAUAUUAUUAUUCUUUCCUCCUGCAUACAGUGGCAUGCAGAGGCCUGGUGAUGGCCUGGGCCAACCCCUUGAUUGUAUUCCCAGAAGACUCAAGUAUAAGGCCUAGUACUGAGAAAUAUUAAGGGAUAUAUUUUGAGUAUGUAAACACAGAUGGAACAGGAGAUGAACACUUCAUUCUGUUUGAAUAUAACAGUAGUAUGCUUAAAUAAAUUGUGGAAUACAUGCAAUGAAGCACAAAAUCCUCUAAGUUAUAAUACCGUAAAAAAUCAACUCGUAUCCCAAAGUAAUGCGAGAAUAAGAACUUGGCAUUUUUGAAACUGAUGGACCUAAAGUUAUAUUAUAACUAAGACCUACAAUUGUGAAGAUUCUAGUGUAAGAAAAUUGUGCUAAGAACUGAUUUGCAUCACACAAUUUCUUUAAGCAUAUGGGCAUUAAUUUCAAAAUAACUAUCACUAUUUCCCUCUCUGGUUGGAUGCCCGGGGCCACCACCCCUUCUGCACACCACUGCCUGCAUAGUAGGUACUUUUUACUUUUCAAAUUGCAAAGUUAAAGUUUUAAAUGCCAGUGAGAGUUGUGCCUUAUUUAAGUGUUUUCACUGUGAUGUUCAGAAGUUGGAUAAAUCUGUUCAUGUAUCAUGAGAGUGCCUGAAACCUGUUUGCUUUUUCUAGAAUCAUUAUCAACUCCUGGAAGACAAGAUAGUGUAAGCACAGGAUAAAAGCAUUAUGCUUAACACAUGAUAAUAACAAAGCAGAAGAUUUAACAAGUCAAAAGAAAAAAAAAAUACUUUUCUUCCUCCUGUGUACUGCACAGACCUGAGUAUGACUAUGCUGUAUAAGGUGUUCAGGGUGGAAGAAAGCAUGACACAAAAACAUUGCAUUAAACAAAUUACAAAAAAAUAUGGUAUAAUAACUUUUACCAGCUUUCUCCUUAGAUAAUGAUCAUCCCAUAUUGUCCUUCAGGAGUUAAUUCCAGUAUACGCAAUACGUUUUCUUUCUGUCUUUUUUUCUGUAAUGUAAUAUUUUCUGUUUGCACAUUCAGUAGGUUGUGAUUUUACAUACAUUUAUGCUGAACCAAAAAAUAUUUUUUGAAUUGUUGGAAACAGAAAAUGUUAACUAAAACUGCAGAAUUUAUAUGUGCAUCAUUAUUGAUAUUCUAAGAUGUGUAUUAAUGUGUAAAAGAAGUUUAAAUUUACAUCUGAAACAUCCAUUCCGUGCCUUAUGUAAAGGUGUUGCUUGGCUGCUUGGCCUAUAGCAUUCCAUUGUAAGUGCCUCAUCUGUCAAUGAUUAGCGUAUUGAAGUGUAUGAGUGCAGAAAAUAAGAAAAAAAUAAUUUUCACAGACUAAAAAAAUGGAUCUUUUUAUGCAUUCUAUAUUUUAUUUACUGUUUAAUAGUCAAAGAUUGAGAGUUUUUCUACUAUAUUUAUGCAAUUAAAUUCUUUAGCAAAUGAAUUAUUAUUAAAAAAAAAAAAAAAAAUUGUAUAUUGAAUAUGUUUCUUCAGUUGUUAUACUUGGUCAUUCAUUCAGAUUAUUUAAACCAAAGAAAAAAAAGAGUCAAGUUUUAUGAAAUGUGUGAAGGUGAAACCAUUUCUAUACAUCUUUUAAUGUAUUUUUAUAGUCUGGAAUAAAAUGUAAAGUACAA